Sparassis crispa is the source of this 3009-nucleotide messenger RNA. Its product is annotated as Plasma membrane ATPase 2. Gene Ontology annotation, molecular function: P-type proton-exporting transporter activity; ATP hydrolysis activity; ATP binding. The transcript is spliced from 7 exons. The record is from RefSeq and is a predicted model, not a curated record. Gene Ontology annotation, biological process: proton export across plasma membrane; regulation of intracellular pH. Bases 1 to 3009 code for a protein of 1002 amino acids. NCBI's taxonomy places the organism in Eukaryota, Fungi, Basidiomycota, Agaricomycetes, Polyporales, Sparassidaceae. Gene Ontology annotation, cellular component: plasma membrane.
AUGUCGGACCCCAAUGUCGAAAAGGAGGCUGGCUCGACCAACGAGAAGGUCGAGGACCACGUCCCUAUUGAUCUCCCGGAGCCCGAAAAGAAAAAGAGAGUGUAUAAGGAAUUCGGUCAAGAAAAGGUGGAUGCUACUCAUGCUAAGGUGGACAUGUCCACGAUCCAAUUACGGGCCGAGGACUUGUACGACAAGGAGAAAGUCGAUCUUGAGACAAUCAUCGUGGAGGAUGUAUUCAAGCUCCUCCAGUGCGACGACAAUGGGUUGACGACGGAGGAGGCUCAGCGCCGUCUCGAGCUGUUCGGUCCCAACAGGCUCGAGUCGGAGGAGCAGAAUGCGUUCCUCCAGUUUCUGAGUUUCAUGUGGAACCCGUUGUCCUGGGUCAUGGAGGCUGCCGCCUUGGUUGCCAUCGCUCUUUCGAACGGUGAGCACCAGCCUCCCGACUGGCAAGAUUUCGUCGGUAUCGUCCUGUUGCUUUUGGUCAACUCAGCCAUCGGUUUCUACGAGGAGCGUAACGCCGGUAACGCCGUGAAGGCUCUCAUGGAUUCUCUCGCCCCCAAGGCGAAGGUCAAGCGGGAUGGUACCUGGCAGGAGAUCGAGUCCGCUGGACUCGUUCCGGGUGAUAUGGUUUCGUUUAAGCUUGGUGACAUUGUACCCGCGGAUAGUCGUCUGACGGAGGCCAUCAAUGUCUCCAUCGAUCAAGCCGCUCUCACCGGCGAGUCGCUGCCUCAGAGUAAGAAGACCGGCGACCAGUGCUUUUCGGGUUCCACGUGUAAGCAGGGCGAGGCCGAAGGUGUGGUCAUCUCGACCGGUCCCAACACCUUCUUCGGUCGCGCGGCGUCGCUCGUUGGCCAGGACGACGACACUACCGGACACCUGCAGAAGAUUCUUGCCCAGAUCGGAUCAUUCUGUCUUGUCGUCAUUGGCAUCUUCGUACUCGCCGAGAUUUUCUGCUUGUACGCCGGCUUCCGUUUCCAGUACCGUCGUGGUCUCAACAACAUCUUGGUGCUCUUGAUCGGUGGAAUCCCGAUUGCGAUGCCUACGGUGUUGUCGGUCACCCUCGCUGUCGGUGCUCAGCAGCUUGCGAAGUACAAGGCCAUCGUUACCCGUAUCACCGCGAUCGAAGAACUGGCCGCCGUCACCAUCUUGUGCUCCGACAAGACGGGUACCCUCACUACCAAUAAGCUGACCAUUGAUCGAGAGACCAUUCGUACCUACGGUCCUUUCUCCGCCGAGGACGUCAUUCUACUGUCGUCGUACGCGUCACGCACGGAGAACCAGGACGCCAUCGACACUUGCGUCGUCUUCGCUAUUGGCGAUCCAGCUCGCGCUCGCGCUGGUAUCAAGCUCCUCGACUUCAAGCCAUUCAAUCCCGUCGACAAACGUACCGAGAUCACGUACCGCGAGGAGUCGUCGGGCAAGCUCAAGCGUGUCACCAAGGGUAUGACUGGCAUCAUCAUCGAACUUUGCACGCGUAACAAGACGGAUGAUCUUGAGGCCAGGCUGGAGGCCGACGUUGAGGAGCUGGCUGGCCGUGGUCUUCGUACCCUGGCGGUCGCGUAUGAGGAGGUGGAUGGCGAUGACCCCGAGGGUGAGGGUAACGGCUUCGAGCUCAUUGGUCUACUCCCCAUUUUCGACCCUCCUCGCGAGGACACAAAGCAAACCAUUGACGACGCCAUUGCACUCGGUGUCCGUGUCAAGAUGGUUACCGGUGACCAGCUCGCCAUCGCGAAGGAGACUGGCCGUCGUCUCGGUCUCGGUGACCAUAUGUAUCCCGCUCAGGUUCUUAAGGACGGCCCCGCACCUGGUAGCAAGCAUGCCUCUCUGGACCAAAUGAUCUUGGAUGCUGACGGUUUCGCUGGGGUCUUCCCCGAGCACAAGUACGAAAUCGUCAAGCGCCUCCAAGGCCUUGGCCACCUGUGCGCCAUGACCGGUGACGGUGCCAAUGACGCUCCCGCUUUGUCUCGCGCUAACGUCGGUAUUGCUGUCGAGGGUGCCACCGACGCAGCUCGCGGUGCGGCUGACAUUGUCUUGACGGAGCCCGGUUUGUCCACCAUCGUCCACGCCAUCCGCGGUUCGCGUGUCAUUUUCCAACGUAUGCGGAAUUAUUCGAUCUAUGCGUGCGCUGUCACCAUUCGUAUCGUGGUAUGUUUCGCGAUUCUCGCCUUCGCGUUCAAGUUCGACUUCCCACCGUUCAUGAUUCUGAUCAUCGCCCUUCUCAAUGACGGUACCAUCAUGACGUUGUCUGUCGACCGUGUCCUCCCUUCGAACACUCCGGACAGUUGGAACUUGAUCGAAAUUUUCGCGUACGCCAUCGCCUACGGUCUGUACCUCACGCUCUCGACCAUCGCUCUCGUUGCUAUUUGUCUUCGCACAACAUGGUUCUUCGAUAAGUUCGGUGUUCACUUCAUGAACAACUCCAUCACGCCAGUGACCCACAACGACCCAGUCCUCCACGCGAUCGUGUACCUGCAAGUCGCCAUUAUCUCGCAGGCUCUGAUCUUCGUUACGCGGUCACAUAGCUUCUUUUUCAUGGAGCGCCCAUCGUUUGCCCUUAUGGGAGCGUUCUGUGUUGCUCAACUCGUAUCCACCAUCAUUGCCGUGUAUGGGGACUGGGGCUUCACUCAGAUUCACGGUAUUUCAGCCGGCUGGGUUGGUAUUGUCUGGGUUUGGGACAUUCUCUGGUUCCUUCCCCUAGACUGGAUCAAGUUCGCGAUGAAGGCGACGGUUAUCAAGCGCAUCCGCGCUCGUCAUGAACGUAAGCUUGCCGAGGAGACUCAAGCCGCUGCGUUGGCCGGUGUCCCCAUCACUCGCACCCAAUCUCGCGCUGCCUCUGUCCACGAAUCUCUGUACUCGAACCGUGUAUCGUUCAUCCGUCGCGCUGCCCGCAAGGUCGGCUUCGGCCAGAAGGUUUCCAUGAAGCCGGACGAGCUCCAGCGCUUUAGCUCCAUCCAGGCUCAGCGCGCUGGUGCCACUCUCGCACGCAACCCAUCCCGUACUGCUGCAUAG